This is a messenger RNA of Cuscuta epithymum, 976 nucleotides long. The record is from the annotation of a GenBank genome assembly. NCBI's taxonomy places the organism in Eukaryota, Viridiplantae, Streptophyta, Magnoliopsida, Solanales, Convolvulaceae.
AACAAAUGCAUGUGUCCGAAGUAUAUAAAAUCGGAUAAAUUUAAACAAAAACAUCCAUUGGCUAUAUAUUGACCUCGGCUGUCCAGUCUGCUAACCUCGCUCCCUCGCCGUGACGUCUUUCGGAAUCUCUCAUCCUGAAGUAGGAGGAUCUCUCAGGUUAGGGUUCGAAAUGGCAUCGAAGCGAAUUCUGAAAGAGCUCAAGGAUCUCCAGAAAGAUCCUCCUACCUCUUGCAGUGCUGGCCCAGUUGCUGAAGAUAUGUUUCACUGGCAAGCAACAAUUAUGGGGCCGCCUGACAGUCCAUAUGCAGGUGGAGUUUUUCUUGUUACCAUUCAUUUCCCACCAGAUUAUCCAUUCAAGCCACCAAAGGUUGCUUUCAGGACAAAGGUUUUUCACCCAAAUAUCAACAGCAACGGGAGCAUUUGCCUAGACAUUUUGAAGGAACAGUGGAGUCCAGCACUUACUAUCUCCAAGGUGUUGCUGUCCAUCUGCUCUCUGCUCACAGACCCAAAUCCUGAUGACCCUCUGGUUCCCGAAAUUGCUCACAUGUACAAGACUGACAGGAACAAGUACGAAACCACUGCCCGGAGCUGGACCCAGAAGUAUGCAAUGGGUUAGUAACUGCGUUUUGGGAGAGAGGGGAGCAAGCUCCUUUCCCUGGUGGCCUUGAUAACUAUAUAUAUUUAUACAACUUAUAUGAAAAUGAAGUGUAUGGACAUUAGGGGUAAGGUUGAAUCUUCUGCUUCCUUUGAAAAUUAUGUGCUCUAAGAUUCUGAUGAAAAAUUUGAUUUUCAACUCUUUAAGCUAGCAGGGUGUGCUUAAUUCUCUGCAUGGCUGCAUAGGGUGAAUUUCCUCAAUCAAUGCACCCUCUAUUUGUUUAAUGUGUCGUUGCAUCUUAUUUGGAGCUUAAUAGGAAGGAUCUUAUUUGAAAUUCUCCAUAAUCUCUGAGUCUUGUUUGGCACGAUAUGGUAAAAAGGA